Chrysoperla carnea is the source of this 1011-nucleotide messenger RNA. Its product is annotated as enhancer of split mgamma protein-like. Gene Ontology annotation, molecular function: DNA-binding transcription factor activity, RNA polymerase II-specific; RNA polymerase II cis-regulatory region sequence-specific DNA binding; protein dimerization activity. Gene Ontology annotation, biological process: regulation of neurogenesis; regulation of transcription by RNA polymerase II; anterior/posterior pattern specification. The record is from RefSeq and is a predicted model, not a curated record. Lineage: Eukaryota; Metazoa; Arthropoda; Insecta; Neuroptera; Chrysopidae. The transcript has a single exon. Bases 167 to 847 code for a protein of 226 amino acids. Gene Ontology annotation, cellular component: nucleus.
UCGAGUUGAACACAUCUACUAGCAAUCUUAUAUAUUUUAUUUUAAACAACAAUCAUAUAUUUUUACGUUGUUUAUUAUAAUUUUUUUGAAAAAUUUUUACAACAGUUAGUUUAUUUUAAUUAAUUUUUUUUUGUUAAUUGUUGUGAAAAGUGAGUUAUAAUUAAAAAUGAGUUACGAAACAUUAAGUGUCAACGCACCAAUGGUCGUUGAAGAAACACAACAACCAAUUUCCCGUACAUAUCAAUAUCGUAAAGUGAUGAAACCAAUGUUGGAGCGAAAACGUCGUGCUCGUAUUAAUCGUUGUUUGGAUGAAUUAAAAGAAUUAAUGGUCACCGCUUUACAAUCCGAAGGGGAAAAUGUCUCAAAAUUGGAAAAAGCUGAUAUUUUGGAAUUAACUGUCAGACAUUUACAUAAAUUACGUCGUCAACAACGUUUAGCCGCAAAUCCAAUAAUUGAUGCUGAUCGUUUCCGUGCUGGUUUCACACAUUGUGCAAAUGAAGUGUCACGUUGUUUAGCCGCCACACCCGGUGUUGAUGUUCAAUUGGGUACACAAUUAAUGACACAUUUGGGACAUCGUUUAAAUGAAAUGGACAAGAAAACACCAUUACGUGUACAAAUUGGUGGUGUUUAUACUCCACCAGGCACACCAACACCACCAUCACAAGACAGUGGAAAUACAACAAUGAUUCCACAAAAUUAUGCUAUGCCAUUAACACCCGCAUCAUCAACAUCAUCACGUUUGGUACCAUCACCAACAAAUUCACCAAUUGAUUGUACGACAACUGGCCUUUUAAAAGUUGUCAGUCAACAAACGUUAAAAGAAGAAUCUGUUUGGCGGCCUUGGUAAAGAAAUCGAAAAUUGUGUAAAAAUAUCCAAUGUCUUCCAGAAAUGUCGAUCGUCUCACUACGAACGUCUUUCAAUUUUUGUAAAAAUUGCUCAAUGAUUUUUUUGAGAAUUUAAACUAAAUUUUAAUUUUUUAUUUUUUGAUCUCUAUAUUUUAAUUUUAAUUC